Molecule: messenger RNA, 1819 nt
Organism: Exophiala oligosperma
Lineage: Eukaryota; Fungi; Ascomycota; Eurotiomycetes; Chaetothyriales; Herpotrichiellaceae
Exons: 3
Coding region: 88-768 (226 amino acids)
Biological process (GO): autophagosome assembly; C-terminal protein lipidation; nucleophagy
Cellular component (GO): phagophore assembly site membrane; Atg12-Atg5-Atg16 complex; cytoplasm
Source: RefSeq, a predicted model, not a curated record
CUUGACUUUUGCUUCUAUGUUCGUCUGUGGGGUUUCUUGUGUUUCAGGUUGUAAGUCCACAAGCCUUUGACAAGGUGUCUAGACAAGAUGGAAUCACCAUCACUGCCUAGACGGUCAUCCCGCACGACAGCCUCUCAGGACAAACAAGCUCGACAAGAACUACAAGGUGAUGUCAACAUGGACCUGGAGAGGGCAAACCGCGUCGAGCAGGCUAAUGUCCCUGAGGGGGACGGCGUUGGUGUUGGUGUUGGCGUUGGUGUCCGAGGCAGAGUAUCAGCAGCAACAACAAAAAGAGCAAAGAGGCAACAAGAUGGUGAUGACGAUGACGAUGAAGGAGCUGACAAUGACGGUGAUGACGGUGAUGAUGACGACGACGACGACGAAGACGACGAAGACGAAGAAAAGGGAGAUUUACCAAUGAGUAUGACUGCCAGUGUGAUAUUGACAAAUCUACCAAAAGAUGCCAGUGAGGCUUUGAAGGAGGUUGAGGAAUUGGAUGACAAAAAGAUAUCAAUUCGAUUUCAACCGUUGGGUUCGGCACCGAUAUUGAAACAACGAGUGUUCAAAAUCAGCGCAUCCUCAAAAUUCAGUGUCGUCUUGAACUUUUUGAGGAAAAAGAUCGGCGCGAAACCUGGAGAUGGAUUGUUCCUGUACGUCAACAGCGUCUUCGCUCCGGGUUUGGACGAGAGUGUAGGGAACUUGUUUCGGUGUUUCAAAACAGACGAUCAGUUGAUUGUUAGCUAUUCUACCACGCCCGCUUUUGGAUGACGAGUCAGAAAUUCUGAGAGUACGGUACGUCAAACGCAACGAACAAUAAAUUAAGUCGUACGCUAUGAAAAUCCACGGGAAUCUUUUCUUCAUCGCCAGAAACUCCCCCUAAGGUCACGCACUCUCUCCUAUAGGCGAUUAACAUUGCCAUCAAGAACAACAAAAUCUCAACAGGACUCGUUUCCCUUCAAUGCCGCUUUGAAGGCCUCAGUCACUUUGGCGUCGCUCUUGUACACAUACGGUGCGGUAGGAUAGCUUCGAUCGGUGACCUCGUCUUUAUAUUGCCGGAUCGCGGCCACACCAGCGUCCCAUACGGAACCGUACCUCUUCACGAAUUUCGGCAUGAACGAGUCAGGAGGUCGAACACCCAACAUAUCGAUCUGGACCAGGACUUGGCCGCUCGUCUUGUUUCCAGCACCGAUACCGAUGGUCGGAAUGACCAAGGCAUUGGUUACUUCCUCUGCAACAUCGGGGGGUACACAUUCAAGCACCAGCAUGAACGCACCAGCAUCUUGAACGGCUUUUGCGUCUUCAUACAAAGCCAUGGCUUUGCCUGGGGUGUUCCCUUGAACUCGGAACCCGCCUAGGGCGUGCUGUCGUUGCGGUGUCAAACCGAUAUGUGCACACACGGAAAUUCCAGCCGUGGUUAUCUUUUUGAUCUGAGGGGCCAUCUCGGCACCGCCUUCCAACUUGACACUCUGCAUUCGACCUUCUUUGACCAUGCGAAUGGCGCUGGCGAGGGCUUGCUCGGGGCUGAUUUCGUAGGAGCCCAUGGGAAGAUCACCGACGGUGAAGGAUCGGUUGACGGCUCGGCUGACGGCUCGGGCAGACAUGAUCAUUUCGUCGAGUGUGAUUUCGGACGUGUCUGGCAUGCCGAGGGACACCAUGGCCAGGGAGUCACCCACCAGCACCAUGUCCAUGCCGGCUUCUUGUGCCAUGAGGGCCGAGGGGAAAUUAUGGGCGGUGAGCAUCGUGAUUGGAGACUUGUCGGCGUACAUUUUCUGUAGAGUCUGAAUGGUGACCGGCUUCUGUCCUCUGGCGAGUAGAGCGG